AUGUCUGAUACCAGCUGGAUCCGCCCCGCUUCCCGUCACCAGACCCUGCACACCCAAACAUCCAUCGACUCAUUCUUCAGCCCAGCGAGCACCCAGCCAGGAGAAGGAAAGAGCCGAACUGUAUCCGACGAGAAGAAGCCUACUCAAUCCAGGAAACGUACUCCAGCCGAACAGCCAUCGUCGAGCUCAGCAAAGAAGAAGAACAGGAAGUCGGUCGUCAUCAGCUUGCCAUCAUCACCACCAGAUCAAUCCACGCCGAUCCUCAUAGAAGACGACGAUGAUGGCCCAUCAUCGCCCGUCCAAAAUCAGCAACCCCAAGCUAGUCGCGGUUUACAAACUGUCGAAACUAUCACGUGUCCAGUCUGCUCGAAAGUUUUAGACGAUGGGAACUUAGCUCUAGCCGAAAGACAUAUCAAUCUCUGUCUCGAUCGACCUAUCUCAUCCACAUCCUCACCACCGAAACCGACACCCAAGCCUGAACGCCCCGAAUGCCCUGCUGAUGAGGACCAUGAAACGAAAAUCGUCAAGCCAUCAGCAUCCUUAUCCACCAAGCCUCGAGCCGCAAAAGCCAAGAAGAAGGGGAAGAAGACGGUAGGAAAGCUAGCGGAUGGGAAAGCGGGAGGGAAGAAAGUCCGAGCAGGCCAGGCGGUCCCGUUCUACAAGCUGAUGCCGGGCACGACGCUGUCGGUGGACUGCUUCAGCCACGGGGCCGUGCCAGGCGUGACCGGCUACUUCCUCUCGCACGCCCAUUCGGACCAUUAUACCAAGCUGAGCUCGAGCUGGAAGCACGGCAAGAUCUACUGCUCCAAGACGACGGCCAACCUCGUCAAGCUCAAGCUCAGGGUCGAUCCUCAGUGGGUCGUCCCGCUCGACUUCAACCGGCCCUACACUAUCGACGACGUUCGUGUCGUCCUGAUCGACGCUAAUCAUUGUCCUGGAUCGGCGAUGUUCUUGUUCGAAGGGAUGACCAAACCCGAGCAAAAGCCGUUCCGGUACUUACAUUGCGGAGACUUCAGGGCCGCACCUAGUCAUCUGCGACACCCGGAGAUCCACAACAAGGUGAUUGAUAUAUGCUACUUGGACACGACCUAUUUAGAUCCGAAGUACUGUUUCCCAGCUCAAGAGCAGGUGAUCGAAGGCUGUUGUCGAAGUAUGAGUGCCAGGGUACUCGAGGCCGAUCGGACGGCUACAAUGUCUUCCAAGGACCUCAAAAAUCUUCAAGAGAUCGAUAAAUCUAGAGCAGUCUUCAAGUCUUGGUUAGAUACCUCUUCCACCACCCCUGCCGUCGAUCCCCCUCCUCAGAAAGAGGCGAAGCCCGAGCAGCUUGUUUGUCCGCCUGCCGCUGAAACGCCUGUUCCAAAUCAACCCAAACUUGCGAGUAUCUUUGAGCCCAGAACGAAAGUUAAAGAAGGGAGCACGGCGGCCUCGGAAAAGAGGAGCUUGAUCCUAGUGGGGACAUACAGUAUCGGAAAGGAACGGAUAGUGAUCGAGUUGGCACGACGGUUGUCGACCAAAGUGUUCUGUUCGGACCACAGGAAGCGGGCGAUUAUCGGAUGCAUCGACGAGGCGGACGAGGAGGCCGAGCUGAAAGGGCUCCUGACUACGAACCCGUACGAUGCCCAGAUCCAUCUCGUCAACCUGUUCGCGCUCAAUAAACCUGGGCUCUUGGAGUCCCAUUUGGCCAAGUUUAGACCCCACUUCAAUCACAUUAUUGGAAUCAAGCCCACUGGGUGGUGCUACAAACCCCGCACAUCCAUCCCUGUCAACUCGCUCGACCUCCACACGUUCAUCGACGCCUUCCAACAACAAGAACAAUACCUGGAUGGUAGCCCAUCCAACCGGGUCGGACGGCUUAUUUUCCCGGAGAAAGUCAAGCCAGAUCUCGCCCACAUCGUCGAGAUCUACGGCGUGCCGUACUCCGAACACUCCUCGUUUUUCGAGCUGAGCUGUUUUUGCAUCUCCUUCGAUUGGGUCCGGAUUAUCCCGACGGUGAAUUGCGGAAGCCCGGCCUCCCGGGCCAAGAUGAAAGCGUGGAUCGACCGCUGGAAGCUCGAGCGUCUUCGGCUCCUCAAAUCCGCCCCUCCGUCCGUCCCGGCCCUCCAGCCCGGUCCCGGGGCCGAAGAGCCUGCGAUUCCUCAGCCCUCGCCGGCCGGAAUCCCGUCCGCCUCUCUCCCUCUUUUGCCAACUCCUCCUCCUCCUGCACUACUUGUCAAACCUCGAGACCCGCUGUACUGGUAA
This is a messenger RNA of Puccinia triticina, 2238 nucleotides long. RefSeq lists its product as uncharacterized. Bases 1 to 2238 code for a protein of 745 amino acids. The transcript is spliced from 9 exons. Lineage: Eukaryota; Fungi; Basidiomycota; Pucciniomycetes; Pucciniales; Pucciniaceae. Gene Ontology annotation, molecular function: damaged DNA binding; 5'-3' DNA exonuclease activity. The record is from RefSeq and is a predicted model, not a curated record. Gene Ontology annotation, biological process: protection from non-homologous end joining at telomere; interstrand cross-link repair; double-strand break repair via nonhomologous end joining.